This is a messenger RNA of Penicilliopsis zonata CBS 506.65, 2184 nucleotides long. RefSeq lists its product as hypothetical. The record is from RefSeq and is a predicted model, not a curated record. The transcript has 4 exons. Lineage: Eukaryota; Fungi; Ascomycota; Eurotiomycetes; Eurotiales; Aspergillaceae. Bases 1 to 2184 code for a protein of 727 amino acids. Gene Ontology annotation, molecular function: 3'(2'),5'-bisphosphate nucleotidase activity. Gene Ontology annotation, biological process: sulfate assimilation.
AUGAGGCUUUCCACGGUUUUGGCCCUCGGCGCCAGCACGAGCGCGCUAGGUCUUGUGCUCCCUCAGCAGGAGCGGUUGGCGGAUCUGCGGCCUCAUCCGACCCCGGAGAAGUUCCUAAUCGAACUUGCCCCGUACGAGACCCGCUGGGUGACUGAAGAGGAGAAAUGGGACCUGAAGCUGGACGGCGUUAAUUUCAUUGAUGUAACGGAAGAGCUGAGGUCCGGAGCGUACCCAACGUACCAUAUCGCCGAUGUCGUUCGCUAUCCUGCGGAAAUGAGCCAAGCCGAGGCGGUCGUCCCGUUGACCGAGAAGUUAUCCAAGGCCAACAUGAAGGCCAACCUCGAGCAUUUUACCUCUUUCCACACUCGGUACUACAAGUCAUCCACGGGAGUCGAGUCCGCUACUUGGCUAUAUGAGCAGGUGGAGGCUCUGAUCGAUGGAUCGGGCGCGGCGGAGUACGGCGUCACCGUGGAGAGGUUUGCCAACCCCUGGGGCCAAUUCAGUAUCAUCGCCCGCAUUCCUGGCCAGUCCAACAAGACCGUGGUGCUAGGUGCCCAUCAGGACAGCAUCAACCUGUUUUUCCCGUCUCUGCUGGCUGCCCCCGGCGCCGAUGACGACGGAAGCGGCACCGUGACCAUCCUCGAGGCGUUCCGUGCUCUGCUGCAGUCAGAGCCGAUCGUCCAGGGCAAAGCCCCCAACACCAUCGAGUUCCACUGGUACUCUGCUGAGGAAGGUGGUCUGUUGGGCUCCCAGGCCAUUUUUGCGCAGUACAAGAAGACUCGGCGCGAUAUCAAGGCCAUGCUGCAGCAGGAUAUGACCGGCUACGUCCAGGGUACCCUGGAUGCUGGCCUGGAGGAGUCUGUUGGUGUCAUCACCGACUUUGUCGACCAGGGUUUGACCGAGUUCAUCAAGCAGAUCAUUACCACAUACUGCGAUAUCCCAUACGUCGAGACCAAGUGUGGCUACGCUUGUUCCGACCAUGCCUCCGCCAGUCGGUACGGCUAUCCGUCGGCCUUUGUGAUCGAGUCUGAAUUCCAGAACUCAGACAAGAAGAUCCAUACGACCGAAGACAAGAUCGAGUACUUGAGCUUCGACCACAUGCUUCAGCACGCAAAGAUGACCUACGCCAAGGAAUUCCAGAUUGCCUGUCUGACUGUGCAGAGAGCGGCUCUGGUGACCAAGGCGCUUCUGGAGCAAGUGGACAAAGGCCAAUUAGACAAGAGCGAUGCGACGCCGGUGACCAUCGCCGACUUUGCGGCGCAGGCGCUCAUAAUCGCUGCGUUGCACCAUGUUUUCCCCGAGGAUGAGUUUGUGGGAGAGGAAAGCUCGCUUGCCCUCCGCGAGAAUCCCGAGCUGCUGGACCGCACAUGGGAACUGGCGUCAUCCAUUCAUCAAUAUAGCGACAAUAGCGACGACGGUGGGGUGGAUGAUGCGCUGCUCUAUUCACCACGUUCGAAGGAGGAAAUGCUGGAUUUGAUCGACCUGGGUGCGGAAGGGAAAUGUGCAGGACACGGCCGCACGUGGGUUCUCGAUCCCGUGGACGGGACAGAGACCUUUAUGCGCGGACAGCAGUACGCAGUAUGUCUGGCGCUGGUGGAGGAUGGAUGCCAGAAGGUCGGCGUGCUGGGUUGUCCCAACCUGAGCCUCGCGACGGGCCAGGUAAGCGAGGAGGCAGUCGACCGCGAUGGAAACGGAUAUAUGCUGUCCGCAGUGACGGGCGAAGGGGCAUAUCUACGCCGGAUGGGCCGGACUACGACGACGCUGCAGGCUGCGACUCGGAUUGCGCCCGUCCCCUCCGUGGCGACGAGUCGUGAGAUCCGGUUCGUGGACUCCACGCGGAUAACCUCGUCGAGCGCCGAGCAGCACGAGCGGCUGGCGGUUGCGCUCGGGGCGGCCUGGCCGCCGCCGGGGGACCUGUGGUCGGCUCAGAUGCGGUACGUUGCUCUCGCGGUGGGCGGGUGCAACGCCCUGGUCAAGAUCCCGCGCAAAGAGACGUACCGGUCCAACAUCUGGGACCACGCGGGGGGGAUGCUGAUCGCUGCAGAGGUCGGGUACACCGUCAGCGAUCUGGCAGGCAACCCGGUCAACUGUGGGCUGGGCAGGAAGCUCAGCGGGUGCUAUGGAAUGAUUGUGGCGCCUCCUGGGAUCCAUGGUCGGUUGGUGGAAGCAAUAAAGGCUCUAUGA